Molecule: messenger RNA, 2840 nt
Organism: Eurypyga helias (sunbittern)
Lineage: Eukaryota; Metazoa; Chordata; Aves; Eurypygiformes; Eurypygidae
Gene: ASAP2
Product: ArfGAP with SH3 domain, ankyrin repeat and PH domain 2
Exons: 23
Biological process (GO): positive regulation of GTPase activity
Cellular component (GO): cytoplasm
Molecular function (GO): GTPase activator activity; protein binding
Source: RefSeq, a predicted model, not a curated record
UACAAAAAUAGAGAAAGAGAAAAAAGAGCAUGCUAAACUGCAUGGGAUGAUCCGUACAGAAAUAAGUGGAGCUGAAAUUGCAGAAGAGAUGGAGAAAGAGAGAAGGUUCUUCCAGUUACAGAUGUGUGAGUACCUGCUGAAAGUCAAUGAAAUCAAGAUUAAAAAAGGAGUGGACUUGCUUCAGAACUUGAUCAAGUAUUUUCAUGCUCAGUGCAAUUUCUUUCAGGAUGGGUUAAAAGCAGUGGAAAGUCUCAAGCCUUCAAUUGAGACACUCUCGACAGAUCUUUAUACAAUUAAACAAGCACAAGAUGAGGAAAGGAGACAAUUAACACAGCUUAGAGAUAUUUUAAAAUCAGCACUCCAGGUUGAUCAGAAAGAGGAUUCUCAGAUUCGUCAGAGUACAGCUUACAGUUUACAUCAGCCUCAGGGAAACAAGGAACAUGGCACUGAACGAAAUGGUAGUCUGUACAAGAAAAGUGAUGGAAUCAGAAAAGUGUGGCAGAAAAGGAAGUGCUCAGUUAAAAAUGGUUUUCUUACAAUUUCCCAUGGUACAGCUAACCGACCCCCGGCAAAGCUCAAUCUGUUAACCUGCCAAGUGAAAACAAACCCAGAGGAGAAAAAAUGUUUUGACCUCAUAUCACACGACAGGACGUACCACUUUCAAGCAGAGGAUGAACAGGAAUGUCAAAUAUGGACAUCUGUGCUACAAAACAGCAAAGAGGAAGCUUUAAAUAAUGCAUUCAAAGGAGAUGAUAACACAGGAGAAAAUAAUAUUGUCCAGGAACUGACAAAAGAAAUUAUAUCUGAAGUCCAGAGGAUGACUGGAAAUGAUGUGUGUUGUGACUGUGGAGCACAAGAUCCUACCUGGCUUUCAACAAAUUUGGGAAUUCUAACUUGCAUUGAAUGUUCAGGAAUCCAUAGAGAACUUGGUGUUCACUAUUCCAGAAUGCAGUCACUUACAUUAGAUGUGCUGGGAACAUCUGAACUUUUGCUUGCAAAGAAUAUUGGGAAUGCUGGGUUUAAUGAGAUUAUGGAAUUCUGUCUGCCAGUUGAUGAGAUGGUCAAACCUAAUCCAAGCAGUGAUAUGAAUGCAAGAAAAGAUUAUAUUACUGCCAAGUAUAUUGAGAGAAAAUAUGCAAGGAAGAAGCAUGCUGACAAUGCAGCUAAAUUGCACGCUCUCUGUGAAGCAGUCAAAUCAAGAGACAUUCUUGGAUUAGUCCAAGUAUAUGCUGACGGCGUGGAUCUCACAGAAAAAAUUCCACUGGCCAAUGGCCACGAACAAGACGAAACAGCACUUCACCUUGCUGUUAGGUCAGUUGAUCGAACAUCCCUUCAUAUAGUUGACUUCUUAGUACAGAACAGUGGCAAUCUAGAUAAGCAGACAUGUAAAGGUAGCACGGCCCUGCAUUACUGCUGUCUGACGGACAACGUUGAGUGCCUCAAGCUGCUGCUGAGAGGGAAGGCUUCUAUUGAAAUAGCUAAUGAAUCAGGAGAGACGCCACUCGAUAUAGCUAAACGUUUGAAACAUACUCACUGUGAAGAGUUGCUUACUCAAGCGCUGUCCGGAAGAUUUAAUUCUCAUGUCCAUGUAGAAUAUGAAUGGCGGUUACUCCAUGAAGAUCUGGAUGAAAGUGAUGAUGAUAUGGAUGAAAAGCUGCAGCAACCCAGUCCCAAUCGGAGAGAGGACAGGCCUGUCAGCUUCUACCAACUUGGAUCAAACCAACUUCAGCCUAAUGUAGCAUCCUUGGCAAGAGAUGCAGCAAACAUUGCUAAGGAUAAGCAAAGAGGAUUUAUGCCAAGCAUCUUACAGAAUGAAACAUACGGAGCAAUACUCAGUGGCAGUCCACCUCCCAUUCAGCCUGCAGUGCCUGUUACGAGUAGUGCACCUCCUCUACCUCCAAGGAAUAUUGGCAAAGUUCAGCCUUCAGUUCUUGGCAGUGGUAUUCAGACAAUUUCUUCAUCUAAUGCAAUGUGGAAGACAAAUUCUUUAGGAGUGGAAAGUAUAAGCAGGCAGAGGUCUUCAUCAGAUCCACCAGCUAUUCAUCCCCCUGUGCCGCCAUUGCGUGUAACAUCUACAAAUGUGCUUUCUCCAGCACCACCGCCUCCCGUGGCAAAGACAGCCAGCAUUAUAGAAGCUUUGAACCAGCAGUCUAAACAGCAACCAGCUCCUCCACAAACCAAGCCAACCCCACCACCACUGCCCCCACAACCUCCUAGUAGAAUCUCUCAAAGAAAGCCUAUUCCUGGGACUGAGAAGCCAUCUGGCAUAACUAACAAAGGGCAGUCCAGAGGACUUGGGUCUGUACAACAAACUGCAGCAGGAGAGUCGUCUUCUGUAUGUGAAAUUCCAGUAACACAAACCAGUUCUGCAGCAAAUACUUUGGCACAAAUCCAGCCACCAGCACCAAUGCCAAGGAAAUCACAAAUCUCAAAAACUAAACCCAAGAGAGUAAAAGCAAUUUACAACUGUGUCGCAGAUAACCCAGAUGAGCUAACUUUUUCAGAGGGAGAUAUUAUUGUAGUCGAUGGUGAAGAAGAUCAAGAGUGGUGGAUUGGUCAUAUUGAUGGAGACCCCAGUCGGAAAGGAGCAUUCCCUGUCUCAUUUGUGCACUUUAUUGUUGACUAAAUUGCUACUGAUAAGUGGAGACAUUUCUCAUUUCCAGCGGUCACAGAAAUAAGUUUCGCUCUAUUUCAUUUCACCUGCCUAUCAGCAGACACCUUGCCAGAGCACUGCCCGAGUCCUAGGUACUGUAGCUUACUUUUUUAUUGCCAUCGUUCUGAUUUGGGGACUUCUAAAACUUUUUUCUAUGUGAAAACGUCUCAUGAGCAGUUUACACUUU